AUGACAGGAGGCCUAAUAGCAGCUGGUUUGGGUCUUGCCGCAGUUGGAUUCGGUGCUCGAUACGUGUUGCGGAAUCAAGCAUUGAUUAAAAAGGGAAUGGAAGCAUUGCCAGUUGCCGGAGGACUGAACAGUUAUUAUCGAGGAGGAUUCGAUCAGAAGAUGUCGAGAAGUGAAGCAGCUAAAAUCCUCGGAAUUACGCCGUCAGCCAAGCCAGCGAAAAUUAAAGAUGCACACAAAAAAGUGAUGAUUGUGAAUCAUCCAGAUAGAGGAGGAUCUCCAUAUUUGGCCGCUAAAAUCAACGAAGCUAAAGACUUGAUGGAGUCAACGAAAAGCUAA
This is a messenger RNA of Caenorhabditis briggsae, 336 nucleotides long. RefSeq names its product Protein CBR-DNJ-21 (gene Cbr-dnj-21). Gene Ontology annotation, biological process: protein import into mitochondrial matrix. The transcript is spliced from 3 exons. Gene Ontology annotation, molecular function: ATPase activator activity. Lineage: Eukaryota; Metazoa; Nematoda; Chromadorea; Rhabditida; Rhabditidae. Bases 1 to 336 code for a protein of 111 amino acids. Gene Ontology annotation, cellular component: PAM complex, Tim23 associated import motor. The record is from RefSeq and is a predicted model, not a curated record.